Messenger RNA from Uloborus diversus, 2198 nucleotides. RefSeq names its product proton-coupled zinc antiporter SLC30A9, mitochondrial-like (gene ZnT49B). Gene Ontology annotation, biological process: transmembrane transport; zinc ion transport. The transcript is spliced from 19 exons. Gene Ontology annotation, cellular component: membrane. Gene Ontology annotation, molecular function: monoatomic cation transmembrane transporter activity. The record is from RefSeq and is a predicted model, not a curated record. The coding region runs from base 283 to 1965 and encodes 560 amino acids. NCBI's taxonomy places the organism in Eukaryota, Metazoa, Arthropoda, Arachnida, Araneae, Uloboridae.
CACUCAUAGAAAACACGAAUUUGUAAACAUUGUGUCUUGGGCUUAACAUUCGGAACUCCAGCUGGGCAAUGUUUUGGAAAAUGAUUUUAGAACACUUUACAAAAGUAAAACUACUCCAAAACCGUUGAGUGAAAUUAUCAUCAAUGAUUGUUGCCUUGAAAUUCCCAGCGAAAUUUUCAUAUUUAUGUUGUUUACGUCUGAAGUGAUAAUUGGAUUUCUAAAUUACAAAUAGCAGAUUUGACCAUGCUGUGUCCGUAAACUUGUCAAUGUUUACUAGAAAAUAUGCUCAAGUUGUUUUUGAAAAGUUAUGAACAACUUCUUUGUUCCACUAUGGCUCAUGAAAUUUCACACAAGUUUUGCAGAAGGAUGCUCAGUAUUUCUGGUACAUGGAAACUUAGCAGGAUCAAAGGUAUUCGAAAUUGUGUCCUCCUGUUAGUUCCAGCUCCCUAUAUGCCAUCCAGGAGUCUUUUUCAUCCUUCAUCGCAAGUUCAUAUGCAUAUUGAAAGAAAUUUUCAUCUUGCCCUUGUAAUAAGUUCAAAAGAUGAUCUAAAUAGCAGAAGUAGUGACUCUUCUAAACUUUCUCGAGCAGGAAAGUUGAAGAAUGAGAGACAAAAGGUAGAUUAUACCAAGAUAUUUACAGAAAGAAAUUUUAUCACUCCUCUUAGAGCCAUGAAUGAUUAUCUUUUGAAACCAAGUGACCUUGAAAUGUUGAGAAAGAUCGAGAGACGAAGCCCUUUUGAAGAUAACCCACCUAUUAAUGUAUAUCUGCGACGUGAUGUUGAACAAAAAUCAAUUGAAGUUUGGGGAAGUCAAGAGGCCUUGCAACGAGAAUUGAAGAAACGACAAGAAGAAGAGCGGCUUCAUAAAGAUACCCUUUUUAAUGUGAAAAGAAUUUUAAAGGAAUACACAAGGUCAACCAUGCAUGAAGAAGAACGAAAGCGUCAAGAGAUGAUACUAAGAACAUCUGGAAGAGUUGUGAUGACUGCUGUGAUAAUAAACGCUACAAAUUUUGCCUUAAAACUCCUUGCUUGGCUUUAUACUGGUUCCCAUAGUAUGUUUGCAGAAGCUAUUCAUUCCUUAGCUGAUACUGGAAAUCAGCUUUUACUUGCAUAUGGUAUUAAAAAGUCACUCCAAACACCAACGCAGUAUCAUCCGUACGGUUAUCACAACAUGCGAUAUGUUGCUUCACUUGUUAGUGGCGUUGGAAUUUUUUUUCUUGGAACUGGGCUCUCUAUAUACCAUGGUGUUAUGGGCAUUUUAAAUCCUGAUACAAUGGAAUCAUUAUUGUGGGCAUAUGUUGUUCUUGGAGGCUCUCUGGUUUCGGAAGGAGGAACUCUUGUGAUGGCAUUUAGAGAAACAAUUAGAGGAGCUAAACGUGAAGGAAUGACUUUUGCUCAAUAUGUUCUUCGUGGUCAAGAUCCAAGUGUAAAUGUGGUGCUGUUAGAAGACAUAGCUUCUGUAAUAGGCAUUGGUAUAGCUGCGACAUGCAUGGGAUUAACCUCUUAUACUGGUCUGCCUUUUUAUGACGCUGUUGGCUCUCUUGUUGUUGGUGGAUUACUAGGUGCUGUUGCCUCUUUCAUAAUUUAUACCAAUACUGCUGCAUUGGUUGGAAGAUCAAUUCCAGCAGAAAGGUUGCAAGAAAUAAAUAAGGAAAUGGAAAAUGAUGUCAUGAUUCGGGCUAUUCAUGAUGUAAAAGCUACCGACAUGGGAAACAAUUAUGUUCGGUACAAAGCAGAAGUUGAUUUUGAUGGAAGGCAGCUUUCACGGUCAUACUUGGAUUCUCAAGAUUUAGAUGCUUUACUGCAAGAAAUGCAGAAUUUGAAAUCUAUUGAAGAUGUGGAAUUAUUUAUGUUGAAGCAUGGUGAAAGCAUAGUGGAUAUGCUUGGUGGCCAGAUUGAUAGAAUUGAAAUUGCUUUAAAGAAAAAGCAUCCUGAAAUUCGGCAUGUUGAUUUAGAAGUUCUGUAACUACUUCAUAAAAGUAUGAACUGUAGAAAUGUAAAUACUUGUACUUACUAAUGAUCAAAGUUGUAUAAUAUUGAAAAUUGUUAUGUGCUAUGAAUGAAGCAACUUGUAUAUGUAGAACGUUUUUACAAAUGCUCUUCCUUUUAUAAUUUAUGUUUAAAUUGAUGGUAUUGUGAAAUCUACCUAGAAGUAAAUAAACUGAAGUGAAAAACUUUGCUCUAAUUUGUUUAAAGGUU